Cyphomyrmex costatus is the source of this 3038-nucleotide messenger RNA. It is a transcript of the gene Psq, whose product is annotated as pipsqueak. Gene Ontology annotation, cellular component: nucleus. Gene Ontology annotation, biological process: regulation of transcription by RNA polymerase II. NCBI's taxonomy places the organism in Eukaryota, Metazoa, Arthropoda, Insecta, Hymenoptera, Formicidae. The transcript has 8 exons. The record is from RefSeq and is a predicted model, not a curated record. Gene Ontology annotation, molecular function: DNA binding; protein binding. Bases 4 to 1854 code for a protein of 616 amino acids.
GGCAUGGCCGGGCAGCACUACUGCCUGCGUUGGAACAACUACCAAUCGAAUAUGACGUCGGUGUUCCACCAGCUCCUGCAGACCGAGGCCUUCGUCGACGUCACCCUGGCGUGCAAUGAGGCCUCGUUAAAGGCGCACAAGGUGGUGCUGUCGGCUUGCAGCUCCUAUUUCCAGAAGCUCCUGCUGUCGAACCCCUGCAAACACCCGACGAUCAUCAUGCCCCAAGACGUCUGCUUCAACGACCUCAAGUUCAUCAUCGAGUUCGUCUACCGCGGGGAGAUCGACGUUUCGCAAGCGGAGCUUCAGUCGCUCUUGAAGACGGCCGACCAGCUAAAGAUCAAGGGCCUCUGCGAGGUGCCAGAGAACAGGGACGGUCCGCCACCCGUAAGUCUGAGCUCGCCGCCGAGAGAGUCCGGCACCCCGAGGUUGAACUACACGAAGCUGAAGAAGCACCAUCAGAGAUACAAAAAACCCAGACUCGAGCGGCCCACAUUCGAACCGCGUCCUACCGAUCCGAGGCACUACGAUCGCUACAAGGAGGAAGAGGCCAACGAUUACAGCCGUGAUAACAAAGAGAACCAUCGGGACUGGCAGGCUGAAGAUGAAGAGUGCACGGAGACAGCAACAGUAGCAGUAGUACUGGACACUUGCCAACGUAAUAAUAAUAACAAUAACAACAACAACGGUAACGGCACGAGUAACAAUAGUGACAUGUUCUGUCACACAGGGCUAGGGCAUUAUGGCCACCAUCCAGAUCCCGGAGAGGUCGAUUUGCCCCCCGAGACCCAACCUACCCCACCCAGCGCCACUCUGGUCGGCACUACCAUCACCCACUUGAGGGAUCCGGAUCAUCAUACAGAGAUUCAGAAUUGCGACAGCGUCAAGAUCAAGUUUGAAACGCUGCACACGAUGGACUCCUCGGACACGAUCGACAUAGAUAGCCACAUGUCGGAUCGGGCGAGCGUAAGUUCAAAGAACGCCGCCGACAGCGAUAACAUGAUGAUGAUAACACCGGAGCUAUUGGGACUGAUGCCAUCGGGAAGCUCCGGUCAGUCGGACUCGGGUGAGAAUAACUCGAGGGGGCACAGCGGACAAUCCAGCUCGCAUCAUCACGGUUCGAAGUCGUGGACGCAGGAGGACAUGGAUGCGGCUUUAGAAGCGCUGAGGAAUCACAACAUGAGCCUGACAAAAGCUUCAGCAACAUUCGGUAUUCCCUCGACGACACUAUGGCAACGGGCGCAUCGAUUGGGCAUCGAUACACCGAAAAAAGACGGCCCUACGAAAUCCUGGAGUGACGAAAGUUUGAACAAUGCCUUAGAAGCGUUGCGUACCGGUUCCAUUUCGGCUAACAAGGCGUCCAAAGCAUAUGGCAUACCCUCCAGCACGUUGUAUAAGAUCGCCAGGAGGGAAGGUAUUAGAUUAGCCGCACCGUUCAACGCGAGUCCCACUACAUGGACACCUACCGAUCUAGACCGCGCUUUAGAGGCAAUAAGAUCUGGUCAGACGUCCGUACAGAGAGCGUCAACGGAAUACGGUAUACCUACGGGAACUCUUUACGGAAGAUGCAAGCGAGAAGGAAUCGAGCUUAGUAGGAGUAAUCCUACGCCUUGGAGCGAAGAUGCUAUGACUGAAGCUCUCGAAGCAGUCAGAUUAGGACACAUGAGCAUAAAUCAAGCGGCAAUCCAUUAUAAUCUGCCGUAUUCGUCAUUAUACGGACGCUUCAAAAGGGGCAAAUACGAGGAACCAGUCGUCGGUGAUAUCUCGCAGGAUGGUACAAGUCCGCAUUUCCAUCAGAGCCCUAACCAGAAUCACUCAUCCGCCCUUCCAGAUCAAAUGCCUUACCCGGGCAGUUGAAACUUACCUCUUUACUAGAGUAUUAAGUUAGCUUGCUCCGAACUUUUCGAUUCGCGGCAGCUCCUCAAACAACUCUUUAAGCAAACACGCGCGGGCGGCAUUCUGAGAGAUUAGAUACUGAUCGGAGAGAAUGCUAUUAUGAAAACACACAUCUAUGAUAGCGAAAAAUGAAGAUUUUACCCGCAGUAUUAAAAAUGGAUUGCCGUAAGCAAGCAUUAUGUGUGUACAUUGUAUGAUUUUUUUAUCGUCGAAACAAGAAACGUAGAUUAUUCUAAUUUAUAAGAGUUAUUUAUAAAAAGAGCACACUGUACAGAGACCGAGGGGGGUGCCCCAACGAAAACUACUUUUAGCAUGUAAGUCUACCUAUGAAGCGUUAGAUGAGAAUAGAUAUUGCAAUGGACAGUAUGUAUUCUUGUUAAGCGAAGACACGCAAAAAAGGAAUACCAUUUGUUAAUUGACAGAAUAUUAUAGCAUUGGUUUUUUGAAGCAGCUUUAAAUUCUAAUCUCGCAUUUUACAUCAUCGCCAAAUGUUACAUUUGAAUUCACAAACGAAUUCUUGAAGUAAAAUGUUUUUUUCAUGAUAAUUUCGCGUAAUGAGGAUACAUUCGUGAGCAUGUGUUGAUAGGGAUGAGAGCGUAUGUAUUAUUUAGUGCUAUUCACAAAAUUUGAAUACGUAAUAAAAAAAAAGCGAUAUUUGUUAUAUUAUGCGAAUGGCUGAAACAAAAUUAUAUAAGAACAAAAUUUAUUGCGAUUUAAAGGAUAUAUGAACUAUUUUAUUUUCUCUUGAUGUAUUCCACGUUUUAUUUUGCACGAAAUUAGCAAGCGUAUUUUAUUUAUUUAUGUUGAGCAAAAUAACUUAAAGUGAGUCAGUAAUUUGAAAAUAGAAACAACUCGUGCCGGUAAAACGGUGUUUUGGUUACUGUAGUUCGACAGUUGUAACAUGAGGAGUUUCACGAAAACUGCGCUAAUAAUUUAAAACAUAUUUCACAUAAUGGACUGAUAAUAACUAGGGUCUUUAUUAAUUUUUGUGUUAUCAACUUUUCCGUUUUAUUUGUUCCAUCAAUGAAAGAGGGAUAAAAAAGAGAUGAGUUUUCCACGAUGGAUAAGAUGGUAAAUAUUUAUGGAAUAGAUAGAUACGGCUUUUAACAGUUUCUUAGAAAAAUUUAAGAUUCCCUCAGCUCAAC